Messenger RNA from Camelina sativa (false flax), 2210 nucleotides. NCBI's taxonomy places the organism in Eukaryota, Viridiplantae, Streptophyta, Magnoliopsida, Brassicales, Brassicaceae. The record is from RefSeq and is a predicted model, not a curated record.
AAAAAAAAAAAAAACAGAGAGGAAAGGAGAUAAUGUAUGCUUAUGCCUCAUUAAACUCUCUCUUCUUUCUCACCUUCUUCAUUACAACCUUAAAGGCUUAUGCACAAUUACAAGACCCUAUUUACGUCGGCCAUGUUUGUAGUAACAGGAUAUCAACAAACACUAGUGACAACUCAAAUGUCGGAUCCGUUUUGAUUUCUCUUUCCUCAAACAAUUCUUUCUUCUCCAAUGGAUCAAAUAUUAUCACAGAGGGUCAAAACCAUGACAAAGUAUUCGGAGUAUUUCUCUGCAAAGGAGAUAUCUCGGCGGAAGUUUGCCAUGAGUGCGUUGCAUUUGCUUCUAAGGCCGCUCUGAAACGAUGUCCAGGAGGGAAAGAGUUCUUGAUUCAGUAUGACGAGUGUAUGCUUGGAUACUCGGACCGGAACAUUUUCAUGGAUCCUGAUGCCACAACUGCAAUAAUCACUUGGAGCAAUCAGAAUGUUACGGCCGAGCAAUCUGGCCGGUUCAACGGUGCGGUCGUCUCUCUGUUGAAAAAGUCUGCAGAGGAAGCGGCUAAUAGCAAAACAAGAAAGAAAUUUGCGGUUAAUAAGUCUGAUUUCACUUUGUCCCAAACGCUUUAUGCAUCGGUUCAGUGUAUUCCUGAUCUGACUAGUGAAGACUGCUUAACCUGUCUUCAACAGUCCAUCAAAAAAUUAUAUUUCAACAAAGUCGGUGGAAGGUUUCUUGUCCCGAGUUGUAACUCAAGGUACGAGAUUUACCCUUUCUACAAUGAAACCAUUGAGGGAACUGUUCUUCCUCCCCCGGAUCCGGCUCCUCCACUGCCACCGGUUUCAGCUCCUCCUGGAAAGAGGAAAAAUUCAACAAAGGUAAUCAUAGCAACUGUUGUGGCGGUCGCUAUCUCUGUUCUUCUUUUUGUAGCAGUUUUUAGCUUCUAUGUAACAAAGAGAGUGAAGAAGCCUCAUGAUACAGCAGCUGAAAAGGAUGAACGGGAUGACAUUACAACUGCAGGCUCAUUGCAGUUUGAUUUUAAGGUUGUUGAAGCUGCGACAGAUAAGUUUGCGAUAUGUAACAAACUCGGUCAAGGCGGAUUUGGAGAAGUUUACAAGGGCAUACUUCCUAAUGGAGUACAAGUUGCGGUGAAGAGACUAUCAAAAACAUCAGGACAAGGUGAAAAAGAGUUCAAGAACGAAGUUGUUGUUGUGGCAAAGCUUCAACACAGAAAUCUAGUCAAGCUUCUCGGGUUUUGUUUGGAGAGAGAAGAGAAAAUACUUGUCUACGAGUUUGUGCCUAAUAAAAGCCUUGAUUACUUCUUGUUUGACUCUAAUAAGCAGAGCCAGUUGGAUUGGACUACACGGUAUAGGAUCAUAGGAGGAAUCGCUAGAGGAAUUUUGUAUCUCCAUCAAGAUUCAAGGCUCACAAUCAUACAUCGUGACCUCAAAGCCGGUAACAUCCUCUUAGAUGCUGAUAUGAACCCAAAAGUGGCAGAUUUUGGAAUGGCGAGGAUUUUCGAAUUAGACCAAACUGAAGACAAUACGAGACGAAUAGUUGGAACCUAUGGUUACAUGUCUCCCGAGUAUGCGAUGUAUGGCCAAUUCUCAAUGAAAUCUGAUGUCUAUAGUUUCGGAGUAUUAGUUCUUGAGAUUAUAAGCGGAAGGAAGAACAGCAGCCUCUAUCAGAUGGAUGCUAGUUUCGGAAACUUGGUUACAUAUACUUGGAAGCUAUGGAGCAACGGUUCGCCACUUGAUCUCGUGGAUUCGUCCUUUCGAGAGAAUUACCAAAGCAACGAAAUAAUUAGAUGCAUCCAUAUUGCCUUAUUAUGUGUACAAGAAGAUACUGAAAAUCGUCCAACCAUGUCAGCGAUAGUCCAAAUGCUUACUACUAGCUCGAUCGCCCUAGCUGUACCUCAACCACCAGGAUUUUUCUUCCGGAGUAAUCAUGAACAAGCAGGUCCAUCGAUGGAUAAGUCUUCUCUCUGUUCCAUUGACGCUGCAUCGAUUACUACUUUGGUUCCUCGUUAAAGACAAACUAAAGCAAAAUUAAUUUCAUUUUUGUUUUUGUGUUCAUAUUAGAAUCUAGGAUAAUGUUACUAGAUUUGAGGUCAUACAAUAAAGACUUCCUAGAUCAUUAACUCCAAUGAUAUUGUGUAUAUAUAUACGUCUAAUCCAUAUGUACCCCUCGUUUGAAUGGUCUGAACAUCAAUUUCUAAAUAA